Cucurbita pepo subsp. pepo (vegetable marrow) is the source of this 1073-nucleotide messenger RNA. The record is from RefSeq and is a predicted model, not a curated record. NCBI's taxonomy places the organism in Eukaryota, Viridiplantae, Streptophyta, Magnoliopsida, Cucurbitales, Cucurbitaceae.
AGAGAACCAUGGGGAGAGCUCCUUGUUGUGACAAAGCCAAUGUCAAGAAAGGCCCAUGGUCGGCUGAAGAAGACACCAAGCUCAAGUCUUACAUUGAGCAACAUGGAACUGGUGGGAACUGGAUUGCUUUGCCUCAAAAAAUUGGCCUAAAGAGAUGUGGAAAAAGUUGUCGAUUGAGAUGGCUGAAUUAUCUCCGUCCGAACAUCAAGCAUGGAGGUUUCUCCGAAGAAGAAGAUAAAAUCAUUUGUAGUCUCUAUCUUAGUAUUGGAAGCAGGUGGUCUAUAAUUGCAGCACAGUUACCAGGAAGAACGGAUAACGACAUAAAGAACUACUGGAACACGAGGUUGAAGAAGAAGCUAUUCGGGAAGCAAAGGAAAGAGCAUCAACAACAACAACAACAACAAGCAACUCGUCGAGGAAACGCCCUAAGGCAUCACGGGACGAUGAACAGAAGCAAUAGCUGGCACCAAGCUACUAUAACAACAUGCCNACAGGCAACUCGUCGAGGAAACGCCCUAAGGCAUCACGGGACGAUGAACAAAAGCAAUAGCGCCAUUCCUUAUUGGCCUCAGCAGCAGCAGCUCCCAGUGGCACCAAGCUACUAUAACAACAUGCCAUCAUCUGACCAUAUCAACCCAAUUGAGAAUUUGAGCAAAUUUGGAGCUCAAUUUAUGGAACAAAGUGUGUACAACAACAACAAUGUAAAUGGAUAUGGAAAUGGGUAUUAUUUUCCAUUGCUUCAAGGGCAAAGCAGCAGCCAAAUGGUGGAUCUUGAGAAUUAUGACAUGGGGUUUGAUGAUCCAAGAAGGGUUUUGUGUGGAUUUGAGUUUGUGUAUGGAGAUCAUCAUAAUCAGCUAAUGGGUACUAGUAAUAGCCAUGGCUAUGAAAUGGGGCCUCUGAUUUCUUCUUGCCCUUCAAAUUACGAAGCAAUGCUCCAAGAUUUGUCAACCAUGACUCAAGAAUAUGAUACUCACUUGAAGAUAAUGGAUAGCAAUGCAGUUUGAUCCAUGGUGGGCGCAAUGUAAAGUAAUAAAAAUGGACUCUUUUUGGCCGUAGUGAUUUGGAGGGUGACA